Messenger RNA from Mangifera indica (mango), 1987 nucleotides. RefSeq names its product F-box protein At5g07670-like. Gene Ontology annotation, biological process: SCF-dependent proteasomal ubiquitin-dependent protein catabolic process. NCBI's taxonomy places the organism in Eukaryota, Viridiplantae, Streptophyta, Magnoliopsida, Sapindales, Anacardiaceae. Bases 172 to 1635 code for a protein of 487 amino acids. The record is from RefSeq and is a predicted model, not a curated record. Gene Ontology annotation, cellular component: SCF ubiquitin ligase complex. The transcript has 2 exons. Gene Ontology annotation, molecular function: protein binding.
UCAAAUAUUUUCUGUCUUGUUUCAACUUUCAAGGCCCUUACCCCACCAUUCUGACGAAUCCGUUAUCAGCAAAAGACAACUUUCAACUUCUUCAACCUCAGCCUCAACCUUUUUCAACUACAUGUAUGAACUUCAUCUUCUUUCUUUCGAAGCUCACCCCCUGUUAAAACCAUGUCGUGUCUUGAAGAAGAGAACCCUAAGGAAAACUCUAGCUCCAACACCUCUUUGAAGAAGAGGAGUCCCACCUGGUCAAAUAUCUUGUUCAAAAGCACCAGACCCCUGAAACAUGCUGUCUUUACUAUGAAGUUUCAGCAAUCUCUAUCUACACCCAACUCUAAACUUUCCAACAAGGAAAAAACCCCACUUUCUAAUUUCUCUAAAAUUGACCGUACCCUUUUGUUAUCUGAUGAUAUUCUUCUCAGAAUCCUCUCAAAACUUCCCCUUUCGCAGCGUAAUGCUAACUUCCUUGUUUGCAAACGCUGGCUGAAUCUUCAGGGUCGGCUUGUACGCUCACUUAGAGUGUUGGAUUGGGACUUUCUUGAAUCCGGUAGGUUGUUUUUAAGAUUCCCAAAUUUGACCAAUGUUGAUUUGAUAAAUGCGUCUAUUGUUUCGCCUAGAAAUUCGGAUAUUUUGUUGAGUCAUAAGUUGCUCUCUUUCCAUGUUGAUUCUGGGGUUUCAAGGUUUUAUGAGAAUCACAUGCUGUUACCUGUUGAAAUGAUUGAUAAAGGGCUAGCAAAUCUUGCUAGCGGGUGCCCGAAUUUGCGUAGGCUUGUGGUGAUUGGAGCAAGUAAAUUUGGGUUGUUGAGUGUAGCCGAGGAAUGUUUGACUUUGCAGGAACUGGAGCUGCAUAAGUGUAGUGAUAAUGUGCUGCGUGGGAUUGUAGCCUGUGAGAAUUUGCAAAUCUUAAAAUUGGUUGGAAAUUUGGAUGGAGUUUACAGCUCAUUGGUUUCGGAUAUUGGGUUGACAAUUUUGGCUCAGGGGUGUAAGAGAUUGGUUAAGCUUGAGCUUAGUCAUUGCGAGGGUAGUUUUGAUGGGAUAAAAGCAAUUGGGCAGUGUUGUCAAAUGCUUGAGGAAUUGACGUUUGUUGAUCAUGGGAUGGAUGGUGGGUGGCUGGCCGCACUUUGGUAUUGUGAGAAUUUGAAGACCUUGAGGUUUGUGUCAUGUAAAAGGAUUGAUCCUAGUCCAGGGCCAGAUGAGUACUUGGGUCACUGCCCUGUGCUUGAACGGUUGCAUUUGCAAAAGUGUCAGUUGAGAGAUAAGAAGAGUGUGGGAGCGCUGUUUAGGGUGUGUGAAGCUGUUAGGGAAGUUAUGUUUCAGGAUUGUUGGGGAUUGGAUAAUGAUAUCUUCAGGCUCACAAAUGUUUUCAGGAGGGUGGAGGUUUUAUCUUUAGAAGGAUGCUCACUGCUAACAACUGAAGGCCUGGAACAUGUGAUUCUUUCCUGGACGGAGCUCAAAAAUCUGAGUUUGAUGUCAUGUAAGAACAUAAAGGAUGGUGAAGUGUCUCCUGCACUUUUAACCUUGUUCUCUACCCUUAAAGAGCUGAAAUGGAGACCAGACACCAAAUCUCUUCUGGCUUCAAGUCUUAUGAGAACUGGCAUGGGAAGAAAAGGUGGUAAGUUCUUCAAAAAGUCAUAAUGCCUUAAAAGAUUAGAUUCUGCUUUUUUUUCACAACCGUGACUAUCGUCAAGCAGUCUUACUCUGCAGAAUUGUAUCAAUCGAUUGUAAUCACUCGUAUAUGAGGCAGUUAUCAUUCAUGUUGACAGAGGUAAAAUUUUCCCUCGCCUCCCCCUUGUCGAUAUGGAUAUGCCACAGGGUGUUAGGUGUUAUGCUGUUGGCUCUAAUACUUAACAUGUACUUAUAUCUAAGACUCUGAUUAUAAUGUAGUAUUUGUUUAGAGUUAAUAUCAGACUGUAAAAUCUAAUUGUACUACACCAUCGGAACUCAAUUUAUAUAUGCUAUUCCAUGUCAAUAGUUACACAUCAUUAUA